Schistosoma turkestanicum is the source of this 2131-nucleotide messenger RNA. NCBI's taxonomy places the organism in Eukaryota, Metazoa, Platyhelminthes, Trematoda, Strigeidida, Schistosomatidae. The record is from the annotation of a GenBank genome assembly.
AUGCAUUUUACAUCAGUCUCAAUGCAAAACUGUAAAUAUUUCACUUUGUUUACGGCAUUAUUCUCUUCAUUAUUCUUUCAAUCAAUAUUACAGCUGGUGUUUUAUGUUGAUGUCAAUGUCUAUUAUGUAACUGGUCAACUUGUAAAUACUCCUCAUGAAAUUAAUUAUCCGUUCAGUAAAUCACGCACAACAUUCUAUCAACCUUUAAUUAUUUCAUUUAAUUCAAAAUUGGAUUAUAGCAGUGAAUUUAAACGGAGGCAAACAAGAAGUACGUCAGUUAGAUCAUUAACUGCACUACAUAAAUGUCCACAAAGCACUUUAAAAGAAAAAAAUACAUUCCUAUGGAAAAUCUCCACUAAGCCAACUUCAUUCCUUUUUGGUACAUUACAUGUAGCUUAUACACAUGUUUGGUCACAGAUUGAUCCUGCAGUGAAAACAAGUUUUGCUCAAUCAGAUAUUGUCUAUUUUGAAUUAGAUUUAACUAAUCCUAUUACAUUAGCUGAAUUAAGUGAUUGUCAAGUGUUGCCUAAAAACCAAACAAUCACAAAUCUACUAAGACCAGAUUUAAUCAAACGUUUAGAUAGAUAUUUAAAUAAUCUUCGCCAUGUAAUUAGUGCAUGGAUUGAACCUGAAAAGAAAGUUUACGCAUCGUAUUUAUAUGAAACAUUAACAAAAGAUUGGAAAGAAAAGAAACCUAUAUGGCUUUUAUUGUUGUUAAAUAGUUUGACAAAGAAUGAAAUCUCUGAUCGUGGUGUACCUGUAUUGGAUUUAUUUCUAGCACAAGAAGCACAACGAUUAGGUAAACAAUAUGGUGCAGUGGAACAAGUCAAUGAUCAAUGUGAACCAUUAAAUCGAAUAAAUGUUCAUCAGGUAACGUUCGCGCUGGAAAUAACAUUGAAUAAUUUGGAAAAUGCUAAUCAUCUUAUAAAAAAUUUAACAAACACUUUUAAUAAUGUUGAUCAUACUGGUCAUGUCAGCCAUAGUAGCAGUAAGAAUAAAAAAUACACGAAGAAUACGAAAGUUUUAUUCAAUACAUGGAAUGAACAAAUAAGUGAUGCACUGAUCACAGAUCAAAAACACAAACCAACCGAACAAACAAAUGUAUUAAAUAGUCCAACAGAAGAAUUAAUUGAACAUUAUAAUUGCGGUGAUUUAAAUGCAGCAUUAACUAGAAUGUCUCUGACACAAUCUACAUCAUCAGAUUCAGAAUUAUUGUCAACUUCGUCAUCAGAUUAUAUUUCAAUAAAGAAUAAAACAAUAAAUACAACCCCUAUUAUAACUAUGAUUGAUAAAAACGCUACAAAGCAACAACAGAAAUUUCCUCACAAGGUAAAUAACAUUUCUAAACAACACAAUUAUCGUACUCAAUCAUCAUCAUCAUCAUCAUCACAAUCAACAUCAAGUUAUUUCAUUGACAAAGAAAUAGUAAAAUUAUUAAGUCCAGGUCAAAUUCAAAUGCUUAUUGAUUUGGAGAAAUAUUUAAAUGAAGAGCUCAUAGUUAGACGCAAUGAGCGAAUGGCACAAGAGAUAAUCAGUAAAUUAAAACUUGCUGAAUCAUCAAAUAAAUCAGCAUUUUUUGCACUAGGCGCAGCACAUUUUAUAGGAAGUGGAAAGACAAUUAUUGAUCAUCUACGCACGGCCGGCUACACUAUUGUUCCAGUCCCACAACAGAAUAUAAAGAGAACCAGUGAAAUUUCUGAAAAACCAUUAAAAUUUCAAAAAAUUCUGAAGAAGCAAAGAGAAUUGAAUGAUGGCGUAUUUCCUACAAAAGAACAAGAUGUUCCCGAAUUUCGACCGAAAUAUGUGAACUUUGAUAACUCGUGGAUUAAAAUUGAAGAUUUUAAACCAAGAACAUUGUUUAACUACAAAAACAUGAUAUCUACCUCUAGUAUGGUUAAACAAUCGGCCAAAUUAUUCGCACAAGAAACAAAUGUCAAGUAUUAUACGACUAAAACCGAACAACUUCAACAACUGGAAAACAAUGGCAAACAGAAUUCAAGGAGUAUGAAGGGUUUACGAAUUUUAGUUGGCGCUUCAAACAAACUCCAAAUUACACCAGCAAUGAGAAAAAAGGCAACCAUUAUCAUGAACCAAUGUAUAUUAUUCUAUAUAACAUAUAUCUUGAAAUAAU